This is a messenger RNA of Anopheles merus, 3562 nucleotides long. RefSeq names its product schwannomin-interacting protein 1-like. The record is from RefSeq and is a predicted model, not a curated record. Gene Ontology annotation, cellular component: plasma membrane; cell junction. The coding region runs from base 618 to 2813 and encodes 731 amino acids. Gene Ontology annotation, biological process: positive regulation of hippo signaling. Lineage: Eukaryota; Metazoa; Arthropoda; Insecta; Diptera; Culicidae. The transcript has 6 exons.
GCACCACGAGCGUGCUACGUACGAAUAGCGCGUCAGUUUUCGGCAGCAACAGCAAACGGAUAGCGUUUUCCGGGGGGUCUACCGUGCGGCAAAAUUCGUGCCAGAAGCUCAAUACAUCAUGUGAAUGGGCCGAUUGAUUUUCACCCACCAUCGGAGACGAUUCGAAGACGAUUACGGUGCACACGACCAUUGCAGGGUAGGGAGGAAAAAAGAGGAGUCCAUUGAAAAGUGUUUUAAAACGUUCGGAAUUUCGUGCGCGUUCCGGGCCUGACCAACAAACGAAGGAAGCAAAAACAACAACAACAGCAACAACAAAACACGAGGGAAAAAAUCAGUUCAUAAAGAUAAUUAGUUGUCAGUGCUAUGGCUGUAACGCCCCAUUGAGAACCCAAUGAAGUGACGUUAGCAAUCUAGUUGAAGAGUGAAAUCUAAUCGCACAGUGACCGCCUCGUACAAACAUUGAGUGAAAAAAAGAGAACUCCAAUCGCCCUGUUCUAGCCAGCGUAAAACGUUUGUGCUCGGUACUGAAGAUUACAGAAGCUUCCUGCCAAGCUCACCACCCUCAUCUUCCUAUCAGCAAAAGCAGGUUAAUAAGAUUACACACCCGCAGCUGGGCGAUGUGCACCAGAAUUCGCAAGGGCAUCAUCAACCCGAACUAUCCGGGCUUUCAGUCGCUGGCUUACACGCUGAACGAUGACAACUUUGACUACAGCUCGGAAAACCCCUCCGACGAUGAGGAGGACUCGUACGUGUCGGAAUCGGACGACAACGAGAUGAAGCAGCACGAAAGGAAGCCGGAAGUGGAGCCGGAAAGGCACGCAGACGAGCCGGGUGACGAAAAUGGCAACUCAUACGACCAGCGUGGCAGCGAGAUGGGGGCGGGUGAGCACGCGAUGCAUUUAAAUUCCACCAUGGACGUACCGAAAGCUCGAGCCUCCACCUUUUACCAGCCCGCGAUGCCACUCACAACGGCACUCGAGGCGGAGGAAUGCUUCGCAGAGUCGGAAUCGCCCUACCGUCGCACCCGGAUGCGCCUCAUACCGACUGGGCGCCACUCUCCCGCCCUGACGACGGCAAUGACGUUCGGCACGGAGGACAAGCUGGACGCAGCGGAGCUAAUCUAUGCCUGCACACCGCCGGACAUUGUGCUGCAGCACAGCUACGAGCAUCGUACGAGCGUAUUCGGGCCGUGCAAAGAGUUGGCCAAGAUGUCGCUGGAACAUGCCACCAAUCAGAAGCCGGAUUUGAUACCGCAGCAACAGCAACCAGCAGACAAUGAGCCGGGUUCGGAGAAAGAAAGUUGUAAGGCGCAGCUUGCGGACGCGCUGCUAAAAGAUGUGAUCGAAAUUGAAAGAAACGAUGAGAACGAGAACGAGGCGGAGCUUGGGCAGGAUGACGACGACGAGCGGGACGAUGAAGGUAACCGAUCGCCACCGUCCCCUGCGAUCGAGUUGCAUCAGGCGGAGGAUACGUUCUCGAUUACAAACUGCACCAUCGGCAGCAGCUUCCAGCAGCACCAAACGUCGCUACUGUCACCCGGCGAGAUGCUGGACGAAACGAUCCAGUGCUACGACGGCUCGAUCACAGACGACGCCCUGUCGGACGAUUCGGAACAGGAGUCGGAAGAGGGUGAAUUCGAGUACAAACCGUACGGCGGACGGGACGAUGGCUCGCCGAGAAGCGGCUACGCGACGUCCCCGAGCGAUGUGCCCGCUUCCGGCGACAGUGGCGACAGUGCAGGAUCAAGCCCGGGCGAGGUGCGGUACCAUCUGGUGGACGACUGUUCGAACCAAACGGUACAGAUCACUCGAUCGCGCCAAUCGAACGAACAGUCGCCCACCAACCAUCAUCACUAUCACCUGCUGCAGCAAUACGCUACAUCCAGCGGUACGGACUACCACGGCAACCCGUCAGUAGAGCAGGAAAUUAACUGUAACAGCUACUACGACAGCUCGGCCGGAUAUCACGCUCAAAACGAUCCCUCCGAGUACGGGCGCCAGUAUGUGGCAGCAAACCGGAACGAAUCGAUCGCAAUGGAAUUCUCCGAGACACGUCCGACAACGCUUAACCUAAUUCGAAGAGAAACCAACUGUUUAGCGGACGAAAUACACGCGGCUACAGAUACUCAGCUUCCCUCGUUUGCGGACACAAAGCCUCUCGAAAAGCCCGAAUCAAUGAGUACGGAGACGGUGGUUCCUGCCCACCGACAGUCCUAUCCAAAAGUUGCGAAAAUAAACCCCUUCUGCGAGGCCCUGUUUGAGGAGAAUGACACGUGCGACUUCUUCACCAAACAGGCCAAGCUGCAGAUCGAAGCACGGAUGGCACUCUGCCAGGCGAAGGAUAUGGCUCACAUGCAGAUGGAGAUCGAAAAACGCAGCCUGCCACUGUCCCCCGUCACGAGGGUGAUCCACACGGCCGUCGAAAAGGCGGGCCUGAGUUUGGCGGCGGACAAGCGACGCCUGUCUCGUUACUACCUAACCCGGCUCAACGUGCAUCAGCUGCAGACGAUCCUGACCGAGCUGCAGGGCCACGCGGAGGUGCUGAACGAGGAGCUGGUGGAGUUGCUAAUGGUGCGGGACGAUCUGCACAUCAGCCAGGACGCCACGCUGAUCGAAAUCGAGGAUCUGUCGCGAUAUCUUUGUGCCAAGGAACAGACGAUCAUUCACGCUGAACGGCAGCGCAAAAGCCGCUACUGGAACAACAACCGAGCGGCGGCGCACCUGCAAUCGCAUCCGAAGCAGCAGCCGUCCUUACCGCAACCACCGAUACGAUCGACGUGUGGUACGGCGAUCCCAGCAUAUCGUUACCAUUAAAACAAAAACAAAAACAGCGCGUGCCGAUUUAGGUUAGGCAAGCUUCUCAACCGCACAGGGAGAAGGAACCACAUUCAAAUGAUCUAGAUACAAACAAAAUGAAGAGAGAAAAAAAACACAGAUAAAGCAAAUAAUGAUAACUAAACCAGAACAUACAAAGACAAAAACAUGAACAAAUGGACCCAAAAACGAAAUGAUAACAAUACAGUAUGUAAACCCAGAACAAUCCUCGAUCACAAACAUCACAACAAAGGCCACCGUCACACGUGGUUUGCAAAAAAUAUGCACAAAAGUAUGUAACAUUCCCGCCAACGCACCGAAACUCCCAGCCAGCCAGACACACACAGUCACCCAUACACCACACCCUUGCAUUGAGCCGCAUAGUGCAAUAGUGCAACGUGAGCUGCUGGAAGAAAAAGCCGAGAAUCUCACCUUGUGAUAGAAUAUGCCUGCGCUAGAAACCAUGUACUGUACUUGUAAACGGUGGAAGGUAUACUGCAUCCUCUGCAAAACAAUCAUACUAGUUCUCACUGAUCACUAAUCUAUCCCUAAACAUCAUUCAUCACCCAACAUCAUCAUCAUCAUCAUCAUCACGAUCGUCACUAUCGUCAUCCAAACGAAAGUCUCUCCCAAUCUCAUAGUCUCUAACUAACAAUCAACGCUCUGGUGAUACACAAAGAUAAUACUGCAAAUUGUUGUCUCUAUUUUUCGAUAUCUAAAAUCCUCUACGCUCUUUGCCCGUACUGAAA